AUGCUCGCCGCAAGCCGCUCUCCGCUCGCCUUCGUCUUCGUGGCGCUGGCCUUUCUGGCUGCCACCUGCCUCGGCUCGCCGACGGUCGCCGGCCUGGCGGACCGCAACGGCGUCUCGAAGCGCGACUUUGGCCCCGUGACGAUCUACACGCCGCCGUCCAACUACCAGCGCGAGCGCUCCCUCUACGCCCGCCACGUCAUGCUCAACGACAGCAUCGGCACCAUCCUCGCCACGUGGGAGAACUACUCGCCGGCCGGCUCGCCGCCGUGGUUCCCCAUCUACCGCUCGACGGACCACGGCUACACCUGGUCGCAGCUCAGCACCGUGCGCGACACGGUCAACGGCUGGGGCCUGCGCUACCAGCCCGAGCUGUACCAGCUCAAGAACGCCGUCGGCUCGUGGCCCAAGGGCACCGUGCUCUGCGCCGGCAACUCGAUCCCCGACGACCUGAGCCAGACGAAGCUCGACAUCUACGCCUCCAAGGACGCCGGCGCCACCUGGACCUUCGUCUCGUCCGUCGCCCGCGGCGGCCGCGCCUACCCCGACAACGGCGAGACGCCCGUCUGGGAGCCGUUCUUUAUGGAGUACAACGGCCAGCUCGUCAUGUACUACUCGGACCAGCGCGACAGCGCCUACGGGCAGAAGAUUGUGCACCAAGUCUCGUCGGACCUGCGCAACUGGGGCUCCGUCGUCAACGACGUCGCUGUGUCGCCGUACAGCGCACGUCCGGGCAUGCCGACGAUUGCCAAGCUGCCCAACGGCCAGUACAUCAUGACGUACGAGUACGGCGGCGCCUCCGAGGCCAACUUUGCAAUCUACUACAAGCUCAGCUCCAACCCGCUCAACUUCGGCAGCGCCUCGGGCCGUGUGCUGCGCACCACGGAUGGCGCCGUAUUCACGAGCUCGCCGUACGUCGUCUGGACGCCUGCCGGCAGCGCCAGUGGAACGAGCAACGGCGCCAUCGUCGUCUCGGCGAUGAGCUCGACAGAUCUCUUCGUCAACCGCGCGCUUGGCGACCCGUCGAAGUGGACGCGCCUCAGCGCACCGGGCACGGCUGGUGCCUACUCGCGCUCCCUCUCCGUCGGCUUCCUGCCCAAGGACAUCGUCAUCACGGACGGCGGCUACCUCAAUGCGGGCAGCAGCAACAAGGUGACGUUUGCGGCCCGCGACGUCAACGGCUGCAACACGUGCUAG
Molecule: messenger RNA, 1194 nt
Organism: Tilletiopsis washingtonensis
Lineage: Eukaryota; Fungi; Basidiomycota; Exobasidiomycetes; Entylomatales
Product: glycoside hydrolase family 93 protein
Exons: 1
Coding region: 1-1194 (397 amino acids)
Source: RefSeq, a predicted model, not a curated record